Phytophthora sojae is the source of this 804-nucleotide messenger RNA. RefSeq lists its product as hypothetical. Gene Ontology annotation, biological process: protein folding. Gene Ontology annotation, molecular function: Hsp90 protein binding. Gene Ontology annotation, cellular component: prefoldin complex. The record is from RefSeq and is a predicted model, not a curated record. NCBI's taxonomy places the organism in Eukaryota, Oomycota, Peronosporomycetes, Peronosporales, Peronosporaceae. The transcript is spliced from 4 exons. Bases 1 to 804 code for a protein of 267 amino acids.
AUGAGCUCCGCCCACGACGCCGCCGAGGAGCAGAAGACGUGCGUGCUCUGCAACGCGUUGAUCUGUCGCAAGCUCGGCAACCAGGAAUUCAACGAGAAGAACUUUGACAAGGCUGUCGAGUGCUACUCGGAGGCCAUCCGCCUGGACCCCGAGAGCCACGUCUACUAUUCGAACCGAAGUGCUGCGUACGGCGCGCUCUUCAAGUGGGAGCUGGCCGAGAAGGACGCGCAGGAGUGCGUGAAGCGCAACCCCAAGUUCGCCAAGGGCUACCACCGCCUUGCCAAUGCGCAGUCGCAGCUGGGACGCAAGAAGGAGGCUAUUGAGACGCUGAAGACGGCCCUGACGACGGCCACUGACCCUGAGAAGGCGCCGGGCAUCAAGAAGUUGCUGCGCCAGCUGAACCAGGAGCUGGCGGCCAAGAGCGCGGCUCCGGCGCAGGGUGGCGGCCGCCAGGUGCCGGCGCACAUCGCCAAGGAGCUGCAGGAGCUGCAGCCGCAGUUCCAGAAGAUCCAGCGCGAGUUAGAACAGAUCGAGGCCAAGCUGGCGGCCUACGCGCGGCAAAAGAAGCGCCUGGCGCUGGUCGAGCGCGAGGUGGCCGACCUGCCCGAAGGCACCAAGACGUACCGCAGCAUCGGCAAGAUGUUCCUGCAGACGACCAGCGACGAGAACACCGCGAGCAUGAAGGGCGAGGACAAGCGCGUGGACGAGCAGGUGUCGUCGCUCGAGGCGCGCAAGAACUACCUCAACCGCCAGAAGCAGUCGGUGCAGGACAACAUCACGGAGCUCCUGGCUCAGUGCACCUAA